This is a messenger RNA of Nicotiana tabacum (common tobacco), 1061 nucleotides long. Its product is annotated as putative ETHYLENE INSENSITIVE 3-like 4 protein. Gene Ontology annotation, molecular function: DNA-binding transcription factor activity; DNA binding. Gene Ontology annotation, cellular component: nucleus. Lineage: Eukaryota; Viridiplantae; Streptophyta; Magnoliopsida; Solanales; Solanaceae. The record is from RefSeq and is a predicted model, not a curated record.
UCAAUUCUCACCGCCACAUUUCACGAAUAUAAACAUUUUCACCUUAGUCUCACCGUUCUUAAGACUUAAGACAUAGUACACAUUCUUUGAUAAAUCAAUUACUUUGGUCUAGCUAGCUAUAUUUUCGUUUCUUUUUUCUUGCUAUCUCGAAAUCAAACAUGGUUGAAUUUCAAGAAAUUAUAGAGCCUUUGAGCCCAAUGAGCGAAGUGGAAGAGAACCAAGAAUUAGAUGAUGAAGAAAUCAACUACAAUGAUCUCAAACGCCGCAUGUGGAAGGACCGCAUGCGUAUGCAGAAGCUAAAAACCAAGAAGGAAAUCAACACUUCCACUUGUAGCAAAGAUUUAUUAGAAGGUGAUGAAGACGACGACUCACAAGCUAAGGAAGAACAAUCUCGCCGUAAAAAGAUGUCAAGAUCUCAAGAUUCAGUCCUCAAGUACAUGGUAAAAAUCAUGGAGAUUUGCAAAGGUCAAGGCUUCGUUUAUGGGAUCGUGCCAGAAAAAGGGAAGCCUGUAACUGGCUCAUCGGAUAGUUUAAGGGAGUGGUGGAAGGAGAAGGUGAGGUUUGAGCAAAAUGCCCCAGCUGCCAUUGCUACAUUCUUGCCUAAAUUAGUGGAAGUAAAUAUAUUGGAUCCUAAUUCAUGCAUGCAUCUUCUUCAAGACUUGCAAGAUACUACUUUAGGCUCACUACUUUCUGCCCUAAUGCAACAUUGUAUACCUCCACAAAGGAGGUUUCCUUUGGAUAGAGGGUUGCCCCCACCUUGGUGGCCCACAGGGAAGGAACUUUGGUGGGGUGAUCAAGGUUUUGCACAAAAAUUCGGCCCACCACCUUACAAGAAACCUCAUGACUUGAAAAAGGCGUGGAAAGUAAGUGUUUUGGCUGCUAUUAUCAAACAUAUGUCUACUAAUUUGGAUAAGAUGAGGAGGUUGGUGAAACAAUCCAAGAGUUUGCAAAACAAGAUGACAGCUAAAGAAACAGCUACUUGGUCAAAAGUUGUUAACCAAGAAGAAGUCCUUCUCAAGCUCACUGAAAAAGCUCUCAAGAUUUCAACAUCAAAGGAGGAG